CUCUAUUCCUAACCCAUCCUUUAGGUACCAGUUGAGCAAUACGUUUGCCGAAGUGGUAGAACCCCCACCUUGGUUUGCAUUCUCCAUUGGCUCUCUUUCCUGUAGAGAACAAUUUAGUCAGCUGUAUUUUGGCUGCUGCAGGGGUCAGAUGAAGACAGCAAUGUUAAUUUUCUUGCACUAGAAAGAUCUUUUUUGCCUGAUAAGAAAAGCAAAAUGUCAGCAUUGCUUCUGGUAGAGCUUUUCCUGGCCCAGCAUGGAAGAAGGGUUUGCUGAGCAAUUCUUUCUGGCACUCUGUAUUUUUUAUAAGUGGAUUGUAUGCCUGUAGAUUGAGGAAGAAAUAGAGCUGUCCUUUUCCACCACAUCAGAAGAGGUUUAUUGCCUUUUUGGAGGGAACGUGCCCAGACACCAUCAGAAGGAUGAAUAGUAACCAUCUGGUGAGAUGUAUUUAGAACAGAGACGCAUUUGGAGAUGAAGCUCUGACUGCUGCACUGAUGGCCUUCAGCCCCGUUGCAUUAAUGGGGCAGACUUGGCAGCAGAAAGGAGCAGGACCACCUGUCUGUUGGCUUCUCCAGCUCUGGCUUGAGCACAUCAUCAUCUGAGAUGCUGGACAUCUGCUGCUAGACAUUACUCUUGUAGGGAAUGGGUGAGCACUUUCGUAAACUUCCAAAUAGUUACUCAUGAGAUAAAAGCAAAGUUCAGCUGGAGUAGCAUGUCAGGAAGCAAAACUGAAGGUGAACACCUUUGCUUCUGGAGUGAUCAGUGAGCUAAUUUAGGAAGAGCUUGAUCUGCGGAACAGAAGUGAAAUGAGUCUCAGCUGUGCUGCACGCUAGAUUUGUGCAGGAUCUGAAAACAAGAUGCAGGAAGCACCUGAAUUUAAUCAGUCUGGGGACAGUUGACUCUGAGCUUUAUCAGUGCUUCUGUUUAACUGCUGGUGCCUAACAACACCCUGAGAGGCACUGUGAGUUGUUAUGUCACCGGCAAGAUAUAGUAGUGUUAUUAAUUUAAUACUCUUUAUAUUGUUUAAUUUGGAAAUUCAGAUUUAAUGAAAUGUCAAACUUGCUGUCCAAAUUCUUAAAUUAAACAUGAAUUGCUUGGGAGAUUUUCCAGAACUGCUGUUUGUUGCAUCAGCCCCACCGUCACUUUUAUUGGUUGUAGUAGCAACCAUUUUGCAACAAGAUAAUUUAGCCUUGGCUAUAGAGCUUGAAUAGCUGCCUGGAGACAUUUUGAGCCUGUUUUCCAGAAGAACCUAUGAUUUUUUUAAUAACAUCAUCAAAAAUUGUUUUGUUGGAGGCUGAAGAGGAAUAAAAACCAACAAAAGGAAAGGCACUUCCCAUUCUUUUGUUGUUCUGAUCUCUGUAUCUUGCAAGUCAUCUGCUUAUCAGCUGUUCUCUCCUUGAUGCUCUCAAGAGUAUUCACAUCUUCGUGGUUUUAUAAUAAGUCAUCUAAGUCAGGCAUGCUUACUGUCUAAAAGCAUCUGUGAAGAUAUAAAUGUAAGGAUGAGACUCAUGGUUUUCUGGUAAAAGUUGUGAGACUCAGCUCUGUAAGAGAUGUGCUACCUAAAGAUGCCUUGUAAGGGUUUUGUGAAAGGCAGGGGAGAGAGAUUUAGGAUGUCAUUUGCAAGCAGUCAUUUGUUAACUUGUUCCAGAGCUUCAUCUCCUCAUUUGACUCAUACUGAUGCUCUUGGGAUGCUGUAUGUGGAUGAAGGCUCUUUAUUAAUAGAGCUAUUGGAUACAGAGAUACAGCUUUUUUAUUUUAUUCUCAUCCCUGCACUUCUGACACCUUGUAGUGAUGUCAAGGAUGGGCUGUGACACAGCAGCAGUUCUGUAAUAGAGCAUAUCUCUUGCUUUAAGACAAGUCUGGUAAAGGGCAGUAUGAUUAUGCUGUGAAGUGGACAUACAGAAUAGGUAAUUUAAUUUUGUUGCUGUUGUAAUCUGCUGGGCAUUUUUCCAAAACAAGAGUAGGGAGUAACUGGCGUAUUUCAUUACAACCGCCCAGAUGAGUAGGAGGAGAUUAAGCCUUCAAUUACAAGACGGAGCAUCUUGAGCUAGUGUUACAGCUUGGGGCUGAAGCCACAGCCAAUCUAAAAGUAACCUAGAGGACCUCAGAUCAACUGCUGCACAGACCUGAAUCAUGAAUAAACUGGCAGACCAGCAGGACCACAUGAUACCAUGAAGAGAAGCUUACAGGUCCUCUAUUGCCAACUGUUUAGUGUUCUACUGAUCUUGGCACUGACGGAAGAGCUGGUGUUUUCUGUUCAGGUACUGUCUCCUGCUGUAUCCUCCUCUCAGGGCCUCCUGAUGGACACUACCACUGUCACAGCCAUGGGAACGACGCCUCGCCACAAGGACCGCCAUACGGCAGUGCCCGUCCCCACCUCCGCUCGCACCGUCCCCCAUCCUGUCAGCCUGGAUGGGAGCAAUGCUUCCACUGCUCAAACUCAGGCGAGCAGUCCUCGUGUUGGCGGAAAGGAAACAUAUCAUUUGUAUAACCAGAGCGCUUUGUACUCGGGACAGACUCGCCCCAAAGGGAAAAUAUUCCAGAUUUUCAAAGGCAACUUCACAGAGUCUUCAGAGCCUUACCUAAAGACAACCCUGCACUCUCCCUUCCCUACCCUGAGGAGCCCUUUCACAGACCAUCCCUUCCAGCCCCAGACUGCAACUUCCAGUGACCCCAAUGGCACGGGGUUGGCCAGAACUACACCCUCAGACCCUUCUCCCCAUCCCAACACCUCGGGAAGCCUUAGGGAAGCAGAGCAAGGGAAUGGGGCCGAGCGAGUUGUGCAGGAAGCAGAUUUUGCCACCACAACUGCUGGACCAUCAACUGAUCCCGAAGCAGUGUCGGUGCCUUUUAAACCCACCCACUAUGGUGUAUGGGAUAUGCUGAGCAAAAACAACUCUUGGGUAACCUUGAAUCUCAGUACAAAUGUCCCCUUGUUUGCUGGCCCUGGAACUGCACCAGCAGCAGCUGGUCACUCAGUCCAGCCCAGCUUUGAUAUCAACAUCUCCUCCCCAGCAGUGGGGGACCUCGAGGGCACUGCUCCAACACAGCAGGGCCUGGUGAUGAACACGACCUCGCUGGGCAAUGAUGUCUCCACCAUGCCUACCAUGGGGUUGUCCAGCUCCAUGUCCACUGCUGGUUCAACUGCAACUGGAAACUUCCUCAACAGGCUGGUUCCUGCUGGGACCUGGAAACCUGGGGUGCAAGGAAAUAUCUCCCAUGUCACUGAGGGAGACAAGCCCCAGCACAGAGCUACCAUCUGUCUCAGCAAGAUGGACAUUGCCUGGAUCAUUCUGGCCAUCAGCGUACCUAUAUCCUCAUGUUCGGUACUGCUGACAGUCUGCUGCAUGAGGAGGAAGAAGAAGACAUCCAACCCGGAAAACAAUCUGAGCUAUUGGAAUAAUGCUAUUACCAUGGACUACUUCAACAGGCAUGCUGUGGAGUUACCGAGAGAGAUCCAGUCCCUGGAAACAUCAGAGGACCACCUCUCUGAGCCACGCUCCCCUGCCAACGGUGACUACCGCGACAGCGGGAUGGUCCUCGUGAACCCCUUCUGUCAGGAAACGCUGUUCGUGGGCCACGAGCAAGUCUCUGAGAUAUGACCCCGCGGCUGCCCUCCUCCUGCAGUUUCCUCUCUACUGUCUCCAAAUUAUAAAUAUAUAUAUAUAUUAUAAAUAUAACCUUUGUGUAACCCUGAAUUACAAGAAAUGUUUUCAGCUUUUCUUUUUUCUUUUCUUCUUUUUUCCCUCCCCCCUCAGAAUUGUCAGCCCCUUUUUUAUAAGUGUGGUAAAACUUUACAGAACAGACUGUGGCUUUAUAAAAUAAAGGUAUUUCUAA
Messenger RNA from Coturnix japonica (Japanese quail), 3834 nucleotides. It is a transcript of the gene TMEM108, whose product is annotated as transmembrane protein 108. Gene Ontology annotation, cellular component: endosome membrane; early endosome; postsynaptic density. Lineage: Eukaryota; Metazoa; Chordata; Aves; Galliformes; Phasianidae. Gene Ontology annotation, biological process: dendrite extension; postsynaptic density organization; retrograde axonal transport. The record is from RefSeq and is a predicted model, not a curated record.